Molecule: messenger RNA, 1015 nt
Organism: Hypomesus transpacificus
Lineage: Eukaryota; Metazoa; Chordata; Actinopteri; Osmeriformes; Osmeridae
Gene: ntf3
Product: neurotrophin 3
Exons: 2
Coding region: 136-1002 (288 amino acids)
Biological process (GO): nerve growth factor signaling pathway; positive regulation of peptidyl-serine phosphorylation; regulation of neuron differentiation
Molecular function (GO): nerve growth factor receptor binding; growth factor activity
Source: RefSeq, a predicted model, not a curated record
ACCCUCCACUCUUCACGAUAACAAAACUGGUGUGGCACGCACGCAGUGCGCUUUGAAGUGGGACGUUUUGAAAAGGAUUCUGUCUAAAAUCAUCACCUUAAUGUCGACUCGGCUGGAUAUUAACACACCGAUGCUAUGGUUACCUUUAUUACGAUCUUACAGGUGAAUCUAGUGAUGUCCAUCCUGUUGUCCGUCAUGUUCCUCGCAUACCUCUACGGUAUCCAGGCAACCAAUAUGGACCGGCAGCAGCCAACCCAGGACCCUCUCAACUCCCUCAUCAUCAAGCUGCUUCAGGCUGACCUGACCAGGGACCGAACCCGACAGGGCCAGGACCAGGGCCAAUGGGACCACCAUGGGGAGGGCCGGGACAAUGAGCCCCAGGAUAAGCUACCCCCACUGGGCCUGCCAGGCCCCAACAGCCCCUUAGACGACCCGAUCUCCCCGGCCAGGUGGCGCUCGAGCUCCGUCUCCCAGCCCCUCACCUCCCUGUCCUCAGAACUGCUGACGCAGCACAAACGCUACAACUCCCCCCGGGUGUUGCUUAGCGACAGGCUGCCCCUCCAGCCCCCGCCCCUUUACCUCAUAGACGACUACACGGGCAGCUCGGACGGCGCCAACCACACAGGCGUCCGCAAGAAGCGCUACGCCGAGCACAAGAGCUACCGCGGCGAGUACUCGGUGUGCGACAGCGAGAGCCAGUGGGUGACGGACAAAACCAACGCGGUGGACAUCAGGGGACGUCACGUGACGGUGCUGGGACAAAUCAAGACCAGCGCCACGGCGGAGGUCAAACAGUACUUUUAUGAGACCAAGUGUCGGACUGCCAAGCCCUUCAAGAGCGGCUGCCGGGGCAUCGACGACAAGCACUGGAACUCGCAGUGCAAGACGUCGCAGACGUACGUGCGCGCGCUCACCCAGGAGAAGACGACGGUGGGCUGGCGCUGGAUACGCAUCGACACGUCCUGCGUCUGCGCGCUGUCGCGGAAACACCGCCGGACGUGAGCACGGCCACGUG